Molecule: messenger RNA, 612 nt
Organism: Lactuca virosa
Lineage: Eukaryota; Viridiplantae; Streptophyta; Magnoliopsida; Asterales; Asteraceae
Source: the annotation of a GenBank genome assembly
AUGGAUGCUACAAAGUUAAUACCUCUCAUAAGAAAUGUCGCUGAAUCAAAAUCAAUUAAACAUGCCAAACUCGUUCACCAAAAAGUAAUCACCUCCGGCCAACAGAAGAACAUUGCAAUAUGCAAAAACCUCAUUAGUCUCUUCUUCUCUUGCCAAUUAUUCCAAUCUGCUAGGCUAGUUUUUCAAUCUAUUGAAAACCCUGCAGAUAUCACAUUAUGGAACAGUUUAAUUUCAAAUUACACAAAGAAUUUCAUGUUCGAUGAAGCUCUUCAAGUCUUCGAAAAGCUCAUGCAUUUCACUCUCUUGAAACCUGAUAGUUACACAUACCCAAGUGUAUUAAAGGCCUGUAGUGGACUGGGGUUUGCGAACUUCGGUAGAACGAUCCAUACGCAUUUGGUUAAAAACGGGUUUGUGGCUGAUGUUGUUGUUACUAGUUCUUUGCUUGGUAUGUAUGCAAAAUGUGGUAUGUUUCGGUUAGCAGUCCAAGUGUUCGAUGAAAUGCCUGAGAGAGAUGUCGCUUGUUGGAAUACCGUGAUCUCUUGUUAUCAUCGUGAUGGGCAGUAUGAGAAAGCAUUGGACUUGUUUAAAAAGAUGAAAAAUGAUCAUGGGUAA